This is a messenger RNA of Amoebophrya sp. A25, 1027 nucleotides long. NCBI's taxonomy places the organism in Eukaryota, Dinophyceae, Syndiniales, Amoebophryaceae. The record is from the annotation of a GenBank genome assembly.
UGAGGACCCCGGAGAAUCGGCGGUGAGCAUGGCGAUCACCACGCAUCAGGAGAAGAGUAUAUUAACGCGUCCGGGUCCUCUGGCGACAGUGUUGAAAUAGCGGCUACAACUACACCCAUAACAGAUUAUACGGAUGAAGAAGAGGGCCUGGCCAUCGUUGAUUCCACCAUCCGAACACUUUAACUUAUCACUGGAUUCCCCUAUCACAUGCCACGGUUUGCGAACGGAAACAGCGCCAGUCGGGAGCUUGCGCAAUUCCUCAAUAAUCGCGUGGUGCGUAUCCCUAAGGAUGACCCUGCUAUGCUGGAAAGGGCGCAACACCACCACUGCGGCGGGCAUUUUGACGAGGAGACUGCGAGUUGUUGCUGGAACCGUUAUUUGAAGGGGUGUGGCUACGCCUAUCCUAACAUGGAACGUGAUUGGGGUGCGAGGGGAAACCGUCGUCCAGUCCCAAGAGAUGCUCCCGACGCGUCUUAAGUCGUUACCAGUACACGAGCUCCUGCAUCUUCUAGCGUAGGAAGUCGAGCCAGCGGCGAGCAGAGAGGCGAACACAUCUUCGGGUCACCAAGGACAGGCACGCGUGCAGCGCAUGUACCAAGCGGAGUCGCGCAUUGCGUCCCCGCACCCACGAAACACCAGAGUGCGAGGUCAAGCUGGCGAAACACAACAACAAAAGCCAUUGACGUCUGGCGAGCAGUCAACUAGCGAACAGGCGGGAGUGUCCUCUGCUUGCCGUCGGAAUCACUUAGGCCGUGAAGUUGUUCCAUAUGCUAUGAUCGGACACAGUUGGGGCGCUUCUCAAUUGGUGUGCAAGGAAGAGUAUGCGAGUCGACGAGCUACUAUUUGCAUAAAUUCCUGGGCUGGACACCACAGCUCCGAGCAAGAAAAGCCAACACAACUCACUCGUCAAUGCUUACUAUCAGCGGCUCAGAAGAUCAUCUCACACAUUGCCGAGAUCCCAUCGGGUACUACAGCAUAUUAUAUAUGCAAAUCGAGUUUAUGUAUAGUUGUGGUGGAGCCGACCUAA